CACCCACUCUCGUUCCACUCUUUUAGCCCCAGGAAAAAAAAAAAAGGAAUUUGUAGAAGUGGCACAAAGAUAACCAAAUGGCCACCUUGACCUCUGCAGCUGUCACAAUCCCUUCCUUCACCGGCCUCAAGGCCGCGGCCGCAACCCGCACCACCGCCGCCUCUGUUGCGGCCCCCAAGGCCGCCCCCGCGGGCGCCCUCUCCGCCCACGCCUCCCUCAAGAAGAUCGGCGCCGCCGUGGCCGCCACCGCCGCGAGCGCCAUCCUAGCGGGCAACGCGCUGGCGUUCGACGUGCUCCUCGGCGGGAGCGACGGCUCGCUCGCGUUCGUCCCCGCCAACUUCUCCGUCCCAGCGGGGGAGACCAUCGUGUUCAAGAACAAUGCUGGGUUCCCGCACAACGUCGUGUUCGACGAGGACGAGAUCCCGUCGGGGGUCGACGCCUCGAGCAUCUCGAUGAGCGAGGAGGACCUGCUCAACGCCCCCGGCGAGACCUACACGGUGACGCUGAAGGAGAAGGGGACGUACACCUUCUACUGCUCGCCUCACCAGGGAGCAGGGAUGGUGGGAAAAGUGACCGUUAACUAAAAAUGGCGGGACAUAUUUUCAAAUCCUGUGGUUUUGCUUACUAGUAAAGGAGGAGUUUUUAUUUAUGCAAAAGAUGUGAGGGGCAAAAGUUAUGAGAUGUAUAACAUUGUGUAGUGUCAUCAUAUUGUCAAUUGAAUUUUUCUUUACAACAUUCGAAUGA
Ananas comosus (pineapple) is the source of this 744-nucleotide messenger RNA. Its product is annotated as plastocyanin. The coding region runs from base 78 to 584 and encodes 168 amino acids. NCBI's taxonomy places the organism in Eukaryota, Viridiplantae, Streptophyta, Magnoliopsida, Poales, Bromeliaceae. Gene Ontology annotation, cellular component: chloroplast thylakoid lumen. The transcript has a single exon. Gene Ontology annotation, molecular function: copper ion binding. The record is from RefSeq and is a predicted model, not a curated record.